Molecule: messenger RNA, 1652 nt
Organism: Haliaeetus leucocephalus (bald eagle)
Lineage: Eukaryota; Metazoa; Chordata; Aves; Accipitriformes; Accipitridae
Product: IQ motif and SEC7 domain-containing protein 3-like
Exons: 5
Coding region: 72-497 (141 amino acids)
Source: RefSeq, a predicted model, not a curated record
CCAGCGGAGCGGGCUGGCCGGCACCUGCGCCCCCCACCUGCUUCUCGGAGGGUGAAAGGUGCGGGGAGGCCAUGGAGAGCCCAGCGGAGAACCCCAGCAAGGCGGCGGAGUACCUGAAGGAGCUGAACAAGAUUAUCGAGACGCAGCAGGAGCUGCUGGAGAAGCAGAAGCGGAGGAUAGACGAGCUGGAGCAGCAAGUGGCCAAGUUGUACCACGAAAACGCCUGUCUCCAGGACGAGCAUCACCGGCACCUGGCCACAUGCAGGCUCCAGCAGGGCGUCCCCCCCGCGUACCCGGGGGUGCUGAGCGCCAUCCAGGAAAACGCAAAGCACGAAAAGUCUGAAGGUGAAAGUUCAAGAAGCAUCAGGUCUUUAAAUACUCUGCACCAGUUUUGCUGUCCAGCUCCAUUGUACCAUACCCAGCUAGCUGUCCCUGCCACACACUCAGAGUACAGUGAUACCUGUGAAAACAAAAAGAUAAUGCAAAGGAUGUUAUAGUACCAAAGAAAUCCCAUCAUUUUCUUGCAGUCUCUACCUGCUUAAUGUUUAAUCAGCACCUCUGGGAGGUAAAAACAUUCACUCGUGGUUGUGUUACUGAUAAAGAAGUGACCUCGUACAAGCUUCCUGCUAAGCCGGCAUCCCUUCCUCCACCCGCCAUAAAGCACAUUAUAGCAUUACAGAUGUAGGUAUUCCAAACUACUUCUUUAAUAGCCUUUGUGCCUUCUGGUUUGUAGCACCAUUCAUGACGCUGGCAACUCUGCAUGGAAACAGAGUUGUUCCUCCUACUUUAAAAAGCGGUGGGGGGAGUAGUAAAGUGCAGAUCUGUUACUCAUCAAUAUUUCUGUAUGUAAAUCACCAGCAGAAGGGGAAUGCAUCUGUUCUGCAUUUUCAGUGGAAUGUGGGCAGUGACAAUACCUGUGGAAAGUUUCUUUUAAACAUGUUAAAAAUAAAGGAGCCGUGGCCAUAGUAGGCUGUGUAUGUGUAUGACUACUUAAUGUAAGAUUUCCUUUGGGAAAAAACAGAAAUUGCCCUUUCAAAACAGCUUUUGCCUCUGAGUUUAACUCUUAAGUGUUGGCCUAGGCUCAUUUGGUGGUUCUUCAUUGUGUUGAAAGCCCUGUAUCUGAGAUUGAAAUGGAUUAAUCGGAUCAUACUUACAAACAAGUUACACAAUUUUGUGGAUUUAAAAACAAAACAAAACAAAUCUAAAGCUUAAUUUUCCUAAUGCUGUUCCCUGUGAUUCUGUUCCUCUGUCUUUUUUCUUUCUCGCCCCCCUCUUCCUUGGCAGGGAAGAUAAUGUUCUGCACCAGUUCUGCUGUCCACCUUCGGGGUCUAGUAGUCCAUCUUCAAGAUAACACAGAAGCUCGGGGUCGCUAAGUGUGCAGUCAGUGCUACACCUGUAUAGUCCAUCUCUCCUCUCUUACUGGUGUGUAUGGGACUGACACUUGCAUGGAUGCCAUAGGAUUCUGAUUCAUGUCAAGUUUGAGUUAUUCAGAAUGGCACAGCCAUAAAUUUUGGCCAUCGAUGGUUGGUAAUCUCCUCUCCAUGCUUUUCUACAGCUCUCUUCCUUGUGUCUAGUAUUUAAAACACACGCAAACUGUAAACAAAUAUAUAAAAUGCACAGUUUAUUUUGAACUAAAAUAAACAGUACCAUAA